Molecule: messenger RNA, 1623 nt
Organism: Penicillium psychrosexuale
Lineage: Eukaryota; Fungi; Ascomycota; Eurotiomycetes; Eurotiales; Aspergillaceae
Product: cytochrome P450
Exons: 4
Coding region: 1-1623 (540 amino acids)
Molecular function (GO): monooxygenase activity; heme binding; iron ion binding
Source: RefSeq, a predicted model, not a curated record
AUGGACUUUUACAAGACUGAUGCUGUAGAACUGCUUCUUCCCCCUCGCUUUGUCUCCGCAAUCUCCAGGCCAACUGUACUGUUCGGCUUUGCCUGCGCAUUCCUACUCUUUCAACUACUAUUUUGGACGGUCCGGUACUCCCGCAAGACUACCAAGCCUCUUGCCAAUAUCCCUGGUCCCUCGGGCUGGCCAUUAGUUGGCAUUGGGCUGGACCUGCCCGCCCGGCCUCGGCAGCUGUUGAACCGCUGGGCGGCGCAGUAUGGGGAUACCUUCAAGGUUCGCGUGGGUUGGUAUAACUGGGUGUUCUUUAACAGCCCAGAUGCAGUCAAGGAAGUCUUUGAUAGACAGUACAAGAAGCAGAACCGGAUGCUAAUUGGCACAUACGCCGCCAUCACAUCCGGCAAGCCGCCCCUGCCCAUCGCACAAGAGUUUUGUCUGAGGGGUGAGGGUAAGCGGCUUCACGCGUUUCUGAAACAGCUCCUCAACGCCAAGGCAUCCGCAGCAUUCAUCCCAAGCCAGGAAUUCGAAAUCAAGCAACUCCUCUGGGAUCUCAGCCAUGAAGUGAACAAUGAGGGGCGAAAUAGCACCGAUUUCUACAGACAUAUCCGCCGCAUGACCUUCUCCAUAGUCAUGACAUCGGCAUGCGGGCUCCGAAUCCCCAAGUGGGACUUCCAGGAAGUCCGCGACGUCGACGGCAACAUGCGGAUGCUGUCUAUCAUUCUGAGUCCUGGAGUCUUCUGGAUUGAUGUAUUCCCGCCUCUGAAUUGGCUGCCGCGGUUCUUGUUCCCCUCGUGGCCAAAGGCCAAAUUCAUGGCUGAAAAGAUGCACAGCAACAAGAUGCGGCACUGGAACAAUCUGAAGGAGCGUAUCGCCGCAGAUAAUGCCCCAGAGUGUUUUGCCAAGGAUCUCAUGGAGUCGAACUACCGCGAAUAUGGUCUGGAGGAGGAGAGUAUCUCAUGGUUAGCCAGCGCUGUCCCCGAAGCGGGAGCUGAGACGACCGCCAGCGCGUUGAAUGGCAUGAUCCGGUACCUGGCAAUGUUCCCAGAGGCACAGGCACGGGCAUUCGAGGAGGUGACGCGGGUCCUGGGUGAUGAGCGCAUGGCGACCUUGGCCGACGAGCCGGAAAUGCCCUAUAUCAAGGCUGUUAUCAAAGAGACCCUGCGGCUAUGUCCGGUCGCCACUACGGGGCUGCGGCGCAUGGCGGAUGGGGACGUCCACUACCGCAACCAUCAGAUUCCUAAGGGUACCAUUCUCCUCGCUAAUUUAAAUGCUCUGCACUGGGACCAUGAACGCCUCCCGGAUCCCUUUAGCUUCAGGCCUGAGCGCUACCUUAAUCACCCGCAACGUUCCGCAGUGUAUGCCGCGGGUGGCGAUAUCUCGCCUGCGAUCAUUUUACCUUUGGCGCUGGCCGCCAAUGGGCUCUUCUUGGCGGUAUCGAAUCUCAUCUGGGCCUAUGAGUUCCGUUUGCCGUUGGAUGAAAAGGGAGACGAGGUUCCCUUGGAUAUCAGCGACGAAGGCUUUAUGGAGGGCGCGAUCCGGGUGCCGAAGGAAUACUCGGUACGGAUUUUAGAGCGUUCCACAGCUCGGUCGGACCUAAUACGGCAACAGUGGGAUGAGGCAUAG